Messenger RNA from Fundulus heteroclitus (mummichog), 867 nucleotides. RefSeq names its product follistatin-related protein 5-like. Gene Ontology annotation, biological process: multicellular organism development; cell differentiation; regulation of BMP signaling pathway. Gene Ontology annotation, molecular function: protein binding. NCBI's taxonomy places the organism in Eukaryota, Metazoa, Chordata, Actinopteri, Cyprinodontiformes, Fundulidae. The transcript is spliced from 4 exons. The record is from RefSeq and is a predicted model, not a curated record. The coding region runs from base 349 to 828 and encodes 159 amino acids.
UUUUUUUUCUUCUGGCGUGCGAGCGGCUGACGUCAGGAGUGGAGCGGCGCGAGAGGAGUUGAAAUAGGGCAGAGCAGAAAGCGGAGCUCUGAGAGGAAACCAGCCGCGCAGAGCCGGAGGAUGGCAAGCUGCUGCUGCUGUUGCUGCUGCUGAGAGUUGGGCGCGCUACCCGUCGCUACAAACUAUCAACACAGCUGCGUCUGAUUGCCACCAGCCCGUAAUUAUUCCGAGCCACACAAAAACCCACUGGGACUACAGAGAGCACUGUUCGGACGAGUCUCUGCGUGGAAUCUUUCUCUUUUUUCCCCUUCUUCUUCUUCUUUUUUCCUCAGAGGAUCACAGAUAAACAUGGGCAGCCUGUGUGUUUGGGUUGUGGCUGUUCUGCUGGGAUCGUUGGGAUGCUGGGCUACUGAAGGGCACAGGAGCAGCCGACGAAGCGGUGUGGAUACACACACCUCCCACCAGGAGUCACAUUCCAUGGAGAAGGAGAAAGCAGACGGGAGCAUCAAUCAAUAUCAUUCUGACGCAGAAGAAGACCCGUGUCGCAGGACCUACUGCGGACGAGGCCGGCAGUGUGUGCUGAUGGCAGAAACCGGCCGUGCGGAGUGCGUUUGCCAGGAAAAAUGCCGGCCCUCGUUUGUGCCCGUGUGCGGCUCGGACGGCAGGUUUUAUGAGAACCACUGCGAGGUUUACCGCACCGCCUGCCUGGAGAGGAGACGGAUCUACGUGGUACACAGCAAAGACUGCUUCUUCAAAGGUCAGUCUUUCCGUUGUUCCACUGGCACAGCUGAGGGCUGCUGCACAAGAGAGACAAAAUUGUUGAAUUGAUAGUUGAAGGUAUUAGAAACGGAAGACUUGGUCUGGGUA